Messenger RNA from Synchiropus splendidus (mandarinfish), 3488 nucleotides. It is a transcript of the gene sh3rf2, whose product is annotated as SH3 domain containing ring finger 2. Gene Ontology annotation, biological process: positive regulation of JNK cascade; positive regulation of proteasomal ubiquitin-dependent protein catabolic process; protein ubiquitination. Gene Ontology annotation, molecular function: protein binding; ubiquitin protein ligase activity. The transcript has 11 exons. Bases 183 to 2558 code for a protein of 791 amino acids. The record is from RefSeq and is a predicted model, not a curated record. Lineage: Eukaryota; Metazoa; Chordata; Actinopteri; Syngnathiformes; Callionymidae.
UUUUCUUCGGGACUCGCGCUCGUCUUCCAAACAUCUUGGCACAGGUAUCGCGCACGCACGCACGCGCCGCGGGUUCCCGCUGCGUCAUCAUGGCGGCCACGGAGAAGGAGUCACGCAUUUCCUGAGCGAAGUUAGCCGGGUUCUCAACAGAAACGCGUUGUGGGAGAUGAACACGGAGGAAAAUGGAGGGCUUGUCUCUAAUGGCUCUGCUGGAGUGUCCACUGUGUAUGAAGCAGCUGGACGUGUCCGCCAAAGUCCUGCCGUGCCAGCACACCUUCUGCCUGUCCUGUCUACAGAAACACCAGGCGGCUCACUCCCUGCUGCUGUGUCCCGAGUGCGACGCUCCUGUCCCGGCCCGGACCGUGGAGGAGCUCCCUGAGAACGUCCUGUUAGUGCGGCUCCUUGAAGGGAUGCGGGUUCCAGCAGGGUCCGGCAGGAACACCCACACUGCCCGCUAUAGUGCCCCCUCUGGGGGUCAGCCUGAAAGUCAACAACUGCCAGUGCACAGUGAGAUCUGGCGCAGAAGUCCUGCAGGAGAGGUUGUUCCCGCUCAAGGUGCCGUUAUCACCCAAAUGCAAGAGGCAGAUGAUGACUGGAACCACAGAAAACCUAUGACUCAACUGCAGCCCCAACGACUGGCUCUCUGCAAAGCUGUGUGUGAUUUCAAUCCAGAGCAGAUGAACCUGGAGGAUGGCAAGUGUUGCCUCAGGUUCCUCAAGGGAGAUGUCCUCUCACUCAUCAGACGGGUGGAUGAACACUGGGUGGAAGCCAAACUUGAAGACAAAUGUGGACUUUGCCCUCUCCAGUUUUUAGAGCCGAACUUGGUUGCUGCUAAAGUACUGGAGGGAAAGAGUCGGAGGAGUGACUCAGCAGGACUUCAACAAUCAAGUGGGAGCCGCAGCAAAGAAACGGCCUCAGGAGUGCCAAAGAGGAUCGAACACUCCAGAGUUCCGCAGGUUUCGUCAAAGACCCCCUUUAUCAAUGAUUUUCCCCUCUACCAUCAGUGGAAGAAGAAUCAAACCAGCAACUUGCUCUACGGUACCAAAGGUGACACGAGCAACGUCAACAACUUCAACAGCUUCAAACGCCGGGAUCACACGCACCGACUGUCUUUACCCCCUGCUGGCCGGUCACUCUCUUUUCCCUCCAGAGUGAACUCACAACGAGGCCGACGUCACUCUGACAAUCAUCGCAGGCACCUGUCACAGAGUGAGAAGAAGAUGACUAACUCAACUCCACCCAACAUCUCUAUGGCUCUGCUCAACCCUCAAAUGUCUUCUGCAUCUGCUGACGGCAAAAACGCCUCCACGCAGCAGCUCUCAAUCAGUGUGUGUGCCGUGCUGUACUCCUACAAACCACGACGCCCGGAAGAACUGGAGCUGAGGAAGGGCGAGAUGGUGGGGGUGUAUGGGAUGUUUAAGGAAGGCUGGCUACGUGGGUUGUCCCUGAGAACAGGAAAAGUGGGCAUUCUACCCAGCAACUUCAUCACUCCCGUCCUCAGAACGUCAGCCAGACUACUGGAGACCAAGGCAGCUAAUAUGUCGCCGCAGCACAACAUGCCAGCUGGAAAGAAGCCCAACACUGCCAAGAAUCCAGCUGUGGUCCUGGCUCUUGACCGAGUGAACAGUGAUGGAAACACGCACUCAGCUGGACAUGUCCCUUCUGCCCCAAACGGAGCUCAGCAAGCAAUGUCGUCUGCUGGCAGCGGAAAACCGUCCUACUAUGGGGGUUCACAUGGGUGGGACACUGUGAGACGCCUCUUCACCCCACAGAAAGCCUCAAAUUUCUAUAACCAUUCAUCCAACAUGAAUGGCCCGUCCAACUCACAGCACUUUGCACAAGUUCAGGCAUCCGGUUACUCUCCAGCACCGCAGAGAAAGAAAAACUUCAGCGUCCUGUCCAACUCGAGCAGACCGCUGGGCUGGAUGAACGAGUCAGCAGCGCACCCUGCUGGUGCUACCAUGAAAGAACGCGACUUCGGUCCUCAUGAAGCUGUGUACCAACGUCAGCGACAUCCGUCCGGUGGGCCCCAGUCAAUUCUAGUCAGACCAGAUGCACACAAAAACAAUACAGAUAAGCCCGCUAAGUCUGUAAGGUUCAUGACAGACGAAGAGCCCACUCCACGCCUUCGAACUUCUUCAUGGUCUUCAGGAAAUCAGGUUCAUUACAAUAGUCACUCUGGGCUCCCUUCACUAGAAGUGUGGGCUCCAUCACUCACCCUUGGGAGGGAUGGACCAGGAAUUCAUUUCAAAGAAGGAAAAGCGCCCAUCUUCCGGAGGGGUCAGGAAACAGUCCUCUCAGAUCUUAAUUCAAACUCUCAAAAGCCGAUAUCACACCCACUACUGUCUGCUGCGUCAGCACAGUUUAGCCCUGUCAGGCACAGAGUGGCCACAACACAUCUAGCCCAAACAGACUCUGAACUCAGUCUCGUACAAGGAGAACUGGUGUUGGUGCACAGACCCAGACCCGAUGGACGCGUGCUGGUGACUCAGGAGAGCAGUGGGCAGACUGGUCUAUUUCACUCUAAUAUUCUUCAAGCUUUAGAAAGGCUCAGCUAGUAUUUUUCAAAACCUCCAUCUUGAUGUGAACAUCAUGAGUGUUGAGAUUGAAACUUGAAGCUGCCAAGAAACUUUUUUUUUGUGGAGAGGAACUUUCUCCCAGUGCUGGUGUGGGUUUCCUCAGGGUACUCUGGUUUCCUACUAACAAUCUUUAUAUGCUCAUGAACAAAUUGGAGACUCAAAACUGUCCUCAUUUUUUUAAGCAAACAUUCCUUUGAAGAUAUACAGUGUGUCAUUGAAAUCACGUCACGUCCCACAAUCUAAGUCAUGUGUACAAUGUGUACAUGAUUUAACAUUUUGCACAAAGAUUCCCACUGAAGACUGUUCCCUGUUUAUAACCUGUUACACAUCGAGGUGAGUGCCUUUGUCAAAUUCCACAGGGUAAAGAAAGUCAAGUGCAUUCUUCUACCUUAGAAAUGUAAUAAGCUUUACUUAAGAAUUUCAGUAGUUUGUUGUCCAAUAUGAUUCAAUUAAAUGUGAUUUGUAAUUAGUGAAAACCUGUUGCAACCACUGAUUUCUCAUUUAGAUUUUUUUUUUUUUUUGCAUUGGGGUCGAUUGAAUAAUGAACAACAAUAGAUGAAAAAAAAUCCUUAUUUUAAGAAGAAGCAUUAGCACCAUUAGGUUUCAAUGUGAUUGGCCUAUUUUUGAGCUAUAUUCUAGCAUGUACAAUUUAUAAGUCCUGAGUUUCAAAACAUUUGAAAUAUUUGUGGAAUAAAUGGGAUGGACAACUGCACCGAUCAUGAUUGCAAAUGAUUUUGGAUGUACAUUGUUUGGAAAAUAAAUAAACAUCUACUGUAUUUUUUUCAAUCUACAAAUCUGAAAAGCUUUUCUGAAGAAUGUGUGCUGCUUUUAGUGAAAUGAAUGAGAGAACAUGUGUUUUGUCACUCUGGCACAGUUCUGCAGGGUUCAUCUUCCAUCCUUAACUGCCUU